CUUGUUGAUUUCCGAAGGACCCGUUACAGCUCCAACAUGGCGGCGUCCUUAUGGGUGUGCAGUGCCCUCCGCAUCACACUCGGAGGCGCAGCAUCACUCCGUAGUGCCGUGGGAGUUGUUCAAAUCUCUCACCUGACCUGUCGAGCCUCAGCAGCCUCUCUGCAGAGGCGCCCAGAGUUUCUGUUGAACCAAUCAACAACCUGGCAGCAGAGCAGACACAGCAGUUUCUUCAGCAAAUUGACGGCUGAGGAGCUGUGGAGAGGUGUGAUGGCAGAAACUGGAGCCGGAGCCAGAAAGGGAAGAGGGAAGCGAACCAAACGCAAACUGAAGCGAGACCUCAAUCGAGGACAGAUCGUUGGAGAAGGUCGGGGUGGUUUUCUGUGGCCCGGUCUGAAUGCUCCUGUACUGAAAGACGGCGCUGUGCAGAGCCUUGGCCGAAGAGGCAAUGCUGAGCAACAGGAGGUUCAAGCUGAACUGGCGCAACAGAGGGAUGAGUGGGAGAGGAGGAGGAGGAUGAAGGUGAAGAGAGAGAGAGGCUGGACCGGAAACUCCUGGGGGGGCAUCAGCCUGGGGCACCCUGACCCUGGACCCAAUGGAGAAACAUAUGAAGACUUUGAUUCUCGAGUCAUUGAGGUGAAGAGCGUGUUCAACAUGACGGCCAAAGAGGGCAGGAAGAGGUCCAUCAGCUGUUUGGUCGCUGUAGGGAAUGGCAACGGAUUGGCAGGCUUCGCUCUGGGGAAAGCAGCAGACAGGCAGGCAGCUCUAAGGAAGGCCAAGAACCGAGCCAAGCGCCAUUUGUACCACAUAGAACGAUACAACGACCACACCAUUUAUCAUGACAUCGACUCCAGGUUCAAGAGGACAACGCUGCGAAUGAAGAAGCAAAACGAGGGUCACGGUCUGCACUGCCACAGGGCCGUCAUCACUCUGUGCAAGCUGAUCGGCAUUAAGGACAUGUACUGCAAAGUGGAGGGGUCGGUCAAUCUCCUAAACAUCACACGGGCGUUCUUCACUGGGUUGGCCAAGCAGGAAACUCAUCAAAUGCUGGCCAACAAGAAGCAGCUCCACGUCGUGGAGUUCCAGUCUCACCGAGGCCCGCUGCCUGUGGUGGUGGCCAGCCCUAAAGACGGAGCACGUCCCAACCCGGAGUCCGAGGACGAGAUCCCCAACACCAAGCUGCACUGGGACGACGUUCGAGCCGCGCAGGGAAUCAAACGCUCCAUCUGGUCAGGAGUGAAGCGCACCGUCUGGUAGAGCAGAGCGCAGGAUGGAGGGUUGUUUGAUGCUGUCUAUAAGGAGGAGGGUCAGAAAGCUGCAAGGACAUAUGGAGCUUUUUCUGUCUUUUUUACAGAACCAUUAACAUGGAUUGUUAAUGUUCGCAAUUUAAAGUGGAUUCCCCGUUUAAAUGAAUAAAGUUUAGUUAAAAUAAAAUAUAACCACUCUGGAAAAACAAACAGA
Messenger RNA from Fundulus heteroclitus (mummichog), 1458 nucleotides. It is a transcript of the gene mrps5, whose product is annotated as mitochondrial ribosomal protein S5. The record is from RefSeq and is a predicted model, not a curated record. Gene Ontology annotation, molecular function: structural constituent of ribosome; RNA binding. Gene Ontology annotation, biological process: translation. Gene Ontology annotation, cellular component: ribosome. NCBI's taxonomy places the organism in Eukaryota, Metazoa, Chordata, Actinopteri, Cyprinodontiformes, Fundulidae. The coding region runs from base 37 to 1254 and encodes 405 amino acids. The transcript is spliced from 12 exons.